Durio zibethinus is the source of this 1625-nucleotide messenger RNA. The record is from RefSeq and is a predicted model, not a curated record. NCBI's taxonomy places the organism in Eukaryota, Viridiplantae, Streptophyta, Magnoliopsida, Malvales, Malvaceae.
GACCCUUCAACUUCUCCCAAAUUCCCAAUACAUGGCAGAAUAAAUAAGUAAAUAAAUAAAUAAAUAAAAGCACUUAAAUUUGUCAAAUCCAAAUCAAAUUAGACGAUGCAUAAGAUAGAUAAAAGAAGCGAACCUAAUAAUAGCCCUCAUUUCACCUUCCCCAGCUUCCCUGUUUUUCUUGGCUCUUUUCCCCUCUCUUGACACCCCAAACUAUUCUCUUUGCAACAAUAUCCCAUCAUUUCCUCUAUCAAACUUGUUGAUCUUUGAAAUGGCGUUACUUUCAGUUGAAAGUCUUGUUUACCCUAUAAUUCAUUCCGUUUCUUCUCGUCUUUCUUUCUUUCUAUCAAGAUACUACAACGUCGUUGUUUUGUGAUUUUGACGUGCAGCUUAUGGACAAGCAUACAACAACGACUGUUUUGGUGUGACCUCGUUAAGAGAUCUCGAUCGCCUCAAGGUUUUGUAACUUAAUACCCCUUUCCGUUAAUUGUUUUUCUUUCUUUCUUUGGUUGCAGAGUUGGCUAAGAAGAAAGCCAAGGGAGGAGAUUUAUCAGUUAUAAGGACGAAAGCGGCCUAUCCAUUUUCCAUUUUCCCGCGAUUGCCUGUAGAAAAUGGAUAUGCAAGUAUCUUAUCGAGGAACUUAAACUGAGUGUUGAUGAUUUCAUUGAUGACAUGUAAUAAUAAUACUUGCAAAAAACCUGGUGUUAGUUGCCCCUGGCUUUAAGCCAUUGUUUUAACUUUAAGGUUUUUUUUUUUUAUUUUUUACUUUUGGAAAUUCGCUGUUUUGUUUUACCAGGUUUCAUUCCUUUACAUAAAGCUGGUAAAACAAUAUACUCUUGCUAUUUAUCUUCUUGACAAGGGAGCAAAUCCCAAUGCUGCAGAUAAUCACGCCAAUACUCCUUUGCAUAUGGUUGCUAAAUGGGACCUCAGAAACUUUUGGAGUAUUUAAUUGACAAAGGUGCUGAAAUUGAUGCAAAAUCAGAUGCUGGAACACCAUUGCAACUUGCAGCAUCUGAAAAUAGGAAAGAUAUUAUGGAAGUUUUCCUGGAUAACCGUGCCAAUUGAAGGAUGAUUAAGCCAAAUGUUACCUCCCCUGAUCUAAGUUCCCUAUUGUAUUCAUCGGUUGUGAAUGGAUCAUUUGAAUGUGUGAAGCUGUUGCUCCAGGCAGGGGUAGAUCCAAACUUUGUCUCUCAGGGAGAUACACCCUUAGGGAUUGCAGCCACUACAGGUGGGACAGAAAUUAUCGAGUGCUUGUUGGAUGCUGGAGCUGAUCCAGAUGUCCCUAAUCUUGUUGGAAGUAUACCUACUGAACUAGCUGCGUCGCAUAACAAAUGAGAAGCAGUCUUGUGCCUAUUACCAGUUAAUGGAGUGUUGAUGGAAUACUAAACUUUGUUGGCUCUAAGGAUGCUACAAUAAAAAGGUAUUACAAGAUUGUUGUUCCCAAAUAGUUGCAAAUUACAUAAUUCCCCUCUUUUCGUUGUAUUAAGUGUGUGUAUGUGCUUAUAUAUAAGCUUCUUGGUCAUUUUGAAUUAUAUAUUGUUUCAAUCCUUUGGUCUAGUUUGCUUCUUUGGCUAUUGUAUUUCCCAAGGUAGAUUGAAUUUUUAACAACUCAGGUUGAACAACAAUGA